This is a messenger RNA of Cryptomeria japonica (Japanese cedar), 2371 nucleotides long. RefSeq names its product disease resistance protein Roq1-like. Gene Ontology annotation, biological process: defense response; signal transduction. Lineage: Eukaryota; Viridiplantae; Streptophyta; Pinopsida; Cupressales; Cupressaceae. The transcript has 3 exons. The coding region runs from base 218 to 2302 and encodes 694 amino acids. Gene Ontology annotation, molecular function: ADP binding. The record is from RefSeq and is a predicted model, not a curated record.
GGCAUUCCAGAAACAUUACAGCCAUUUAGAUCGGCAGGAUGAGAAUACAAUCGAGGAAUGGAAGAAUGCUCUUCAUCAAAUCUCUUCUCUUUGAGGUUGGACAAGGGCGGAAGAAUUCGGGUACGAAGGAAGACUGGUAAAAAGAGUUGUGAAAGACAUCUUGAAUACAUUGAAGAUUACUCCGCUAGAUGUCCCUGUCCAUCUUGUGGGACUUGAAAUGCACAUGUGUGACCUACUCAGUAGAUUAGAUCUUAGUUCGUGGCAUAGCACAGUGAGAGUGGGAGUCAGCGGUAUAGGUGGUGUCGGGAAAACCACUUUGGCCAAGGCUGUUUACAAUAGAAUUUAUGCUAGGUUUGAUGCUUAUUUCUUUGCACAGAGAAAUAGUACUCUUGUAGACUUGCAACGGGCAAUUCUAAAAAGAUUGGUAAAUUACCAUGGAGAUGUUUCAAGUGUCACUGAGGGAAAAGCUGUGAUGAGAAACCUAUUGCGAGGAGUUCGUGCCCUUGUCAUUUUGGACGAUGUGAAUGAUGGCAGCCACUUGGAUGCGGUGAAUGGGGAUUGGUUUGGGCCUGGUAGCAGAAUCAUCAUUACAUCCCGAGACCAGCAUAUACUCAAUCUUGCUAAGGCUGAUUCAGUUCUUAAAAUGAGUGGGCUACAGGAGGAUGAAGCUCUUCAAUUGUUUUGUUGGCACGCUUUCUCAAGGGCGUUCCCGGAGACCCCUUACCAAGAGCUUUCUACAGGAAUUGCAAGAGCCUGCCGGGGGCAUCCUCUUGCAUUACAAGUUAUUGGAGGACAUUUGUUUGAUAAGAAGGAACCAGAUGACAUCCAAUGUUGGGAAGAAGCUCUUCAUAACAUUGUGGAAAAUCAAGAAAUAUCUAGUGUCCUUCGAAUCAGUUAUGAUGGACUUAACCAUGUUGAGAAGGAAAUAUUUCUGGAUAUAGCUUGUUGCUUUGUUGGUGAAAGGAAAAAGGAUGCUGUUACCUUCUGGGAAGUUUUAUACCCAAACAGAGUUCAAACAACCCUCAAGAACCUUUUGCUGAAAAUGCUUAUAAACGACUGUGACCCGCGAGAUCCCCUCGAUAUGCAUGACCUCUUACGGGGAAUGGGAAGAAAUAUUCAAGAGCAGGCUGGUAAUAAUACCAGACUGCGGCUGCCGAUGGGUGCACACAGAGCUCUCAGCAGAGACGGAGCGGAGGCAGUGAAUAUGCUUGUUUACACAGGAGAGAAUGGAAGAGAUCCCGUUAGCUUGCAUAGCAUGCCUUCCCUACGCUACCUAGUUGUGCAAAAUACAAAAGUAGUGGUCAAUAUUGGAAACUUAGCUCCUAAUUUGUUGUGGAUAAAAAUUAGAAAUUGUGAAUUAAGUUAUACAUGGUUAACAUUAAGAAACAGUUUCCAGCUGGAUAGCAAUUGGUGCCAAGUCAAGAUUUUUAGUGUAGAGCAGUGUGCAAGUCUUACAAGAAUUCCAAACACGCUACACAAUUUGGUGAACCUCCAAUGCUUGUAUGUGCGUGAUUGUGUAGCUCUCACAACACUUCCAAACACACUUGGUAACUUGCCACAACUGAAGAAGUUAAAUUUGGGCGGCUGUACCAGUUUAACAACCCUUCCCGAUACUGUGGGCAACUUGCUGCAGCUAGAAUGUUUGGAGAUGAAUGGUUGUAGAGGUCCCAAAAGCCUUCCCAGCACUUUAGGUAAUUUAGCUCAACUUCGGUUGUUGUGCUUGAGAGGAUGCACAGGGCUAAGGAAUCUUCCCAACACAUUUCGCAACUUGGAACAACUCCGGGUUUUGGUCAUCUAUGAUUGUGAAGGUUUAGAGAGCCUUCCUUACGGGUUGGGCAAGUUACAAAAUCUUAGGAUAUUAUACCUUCCAGAUUGGAAAGACCUAGAAAGCUUUCAUGAUCGGGUUGUCAAGUUAGCCCAACUUACGGAGUUAAACAGAAGAGUCGGCAUAGGAAGCUUGGUGCAGAAGAAGUUUAAUGUCUACUUUGUUUACCAUGAAGCAGAUGAAAGGGAAAUAAUGAUGAAUUUUAAGUACAAAUACCUGCGCACUGGAUCGCUUCGUAUAUGCACAGGCAGUGAGGAUGAGGAAAGUAGUGAUGUUAGCGAUGCAAUUGAUAGCAGUGAUAUUCUUGUUCCUGUUCUUUCCAAAAGCUUUGCUGAGUCGACUAUGUGCGUCAGAAAGUACGUAGCCAUGCGCCGCUCGGAUGGCCUUAUCAUUCCUCUACGCCUUCACACCUAUACACCGUUCUAUCGUAUGAAACGUUGGAACAAAUCGAGAGAGUUAGGACAUCAAAAUUUUUAAGAUACACAAAGAGUUUGUUUUUUUAAUUGUAUUUAUUUAUCAACAUUUCUUUAAUAACUAUAAUGUCUA